This is a messenger RNA of Penicillium canariense, 2280 nucleotides long. Its product is annotated as putative AP-1 adaptor complex subunit beta. The record is from RefSeq and is a predicted model, not a curated record. Gene Ontology annotation, cellular component: membrane coat. Gene Ontology annotation, biological process: vesicle-mediated transport; intracellular protein transport. Lineage: Eukaryota; Fungi; Ascomycota; Eurotiomycetes; Eurotiales; Aspergillaceae. The coding region runs from base 1 to 2280 and encodes 759 amino acids. Gene Ontology annotation, molecular function: clathrin binding. The transcript is spliced from 6 exons.
AUGGCGAUGAACAAGAUCCGCGGCGCCUUCGCGGUGCCCCGGAAAGGAGAGACGUUUGAAUUGCGAGCUGGCCUGGUGUCCCAGUAUGCCUACGAACGGAAAGAGUCUAUCCAGAAGACAAUCAUGGCCAUGACUCUUGGCAAGGAUGUAUCAGCGCUCUUCCCCGACGUGCUGAAGAACAUUGCUACUGCGGACCUGGAGCAGAAGAAACUGGUCUACUUGUACCUCAUGAACUACGCCAAAUCACACCCCGAUCUUUGUAUUCUCGCGGUCAAUACCUUCGUUCAAGACUCGGAAGACCCGAACCCGCUGAUUCGAGCCCUGGCCAUUCGCACCAUGGGCUGUAUUCGGGUGGACAAGAUGGUGGACUACAUGGAGGAACCGCUGCGCAAGACCCUUCGCGACGAGUCGCCUUACGUCCGGAAGACCGCUGCCAUCUGCGUGGCCAAGUUGUUUGACCUGAACCCGGCUAUGUGUCUCGAGAACGGUUUCUUAGAGAUGCUGCAGGAGAUGAUCGGCGACCCCAACCCGAUGGUGGUGGCCAAUUCGGUGACUGCGCUAUCGGAAAUUCACCACUCCGCCCCCGAAACACGGGCUUUGCAGGUGAACGCCAACACACUACGAAAGAUGCUCAUGGCAUUGAACGAGUGCACGGAGUGGGGUCGGGUAACCAUCCUCUCGACCCUGGCAGAGUACCGCGCGAUUGAUCUGAAGGAGUCGGAACACAUUUGCGAGCGAGUCGCGCCUCAGUUCCAGCAUGUCAAUGCCAGCGUGGUUCUUGCAGCUGUCAAGGUUGUCUUCUUGCACAUGAGGUAUGUCGGACCAGAGCUGGCCCAGACCUAUCUCAAGAAGAUGGCCCCGCCUCUAGUCACUUUGGUAUCCUCGGCACCCGAGGUGCAAUAUGUGGCUUUGCGGAAUAUCGACCUUCUCCUGCAGAAACAACCUGAUAUUCUUAACAAGGAACUUCGUGUAUUCUUCUGCAAGUAUAACGAUCCGCCAUAUGUCAAGUUCCAGAAACUGGAAAUCAUGGUCCGAAUAGCAAACGAUCGCAACGUGGAUCAGCUCCUGGCCGAGCUGAAGGAAUAUGCUCUUGAGGUCGACAUGGACUUUGUCCGACGCGCUGUCAAAGCGAUUGGCCAGGUUGCCAUCAAGAUAGAGAGCGCCAGCGAGAAAUGCGUCAACACUCUGUUGGAUCUGAUUAACACCAAGGUCAACUAUGUCGUCCAAGAGGCCAUUGUCGUUAUCAAGGAUAUCUUCCGGAAAUACCCUGGUUAUGAGGGCAUCAUUCCUACUCUCUGCAAGUGCAUCGACGAGUUGGAUGAGCCCAAUGCUCGAGCUGCUUUGAUUUGGAUUGUGGGUGAAUAUGCCGAGAAGAUCAGCAAUGCUGGGGACAUCCUCGGCGGCUUUGUUGAUGGCUUCAACGAGGAGUUUUCACAGACCCAAUUGCAGAUCCUCACCGCGGUGGUUAAGCUCUUCCUCAAGCGACCUGAAAAGGCUCAGGGCCUCGUCCAGCGGGUCCUCCAGGCUGCUACCGCCGAGAAUGACAACCCCGACGUCCGUGACCGAGCUUAUAUCUACUGGCGUCUGCUCUCCAACACGAGCGACCAGAACGCUACCAAGAAUAUCGUCCUCUCGGAGAAGCCUCCUAUUGUCGCUACGAUCAGUUCAUUACCACCCGCCCUUUUGGACCAGCUCAUACAGGAGCUUUCUACGCUCUCCUCCGUAUACCAUAAGCCUCCAGAGCAGUUUGUUGGGCAAGGCCGUUUCGGUGCUGAUGCUGUCCAGCGGGCCGCUAUUGAGGAACAACUCCAGAACGCGCGCGAGAACCCAUUGGCCGCCGCAGCCGCCGCCGCCGUCAGCGGCACCGCACCCAAUGCGCAGGCGCAAAACAACGUCGAGAACCUGCUGGACAUCGAUUUCGACGGAGGUGCCCCGGCCUCGGCACACACAGAGCCAUCCGGCGAGAUGUCUGGACUGGAAGGUCUGGCUGGCACUCCCGUCCGCGUGCAGUCUCCUGCGGUGGGUGCUCCCGCACCAUCCGGCAACCACCUGGACGACUUGCUGGGUGUCUUUGGCGACUCUGGUCCUUCGCAGCCCUCAUCCAUCGGUGCGAAUGGUGGGGGCGCUGCAGGCGAUCUGAUGAACGGAUUCUCCGGUCUCGACCUGUCUGGCAACGCAGCACACCCCCUGCGAACAACCAGCAGAAGAAAUCCACCCAGGACAUCAUGGAUCUCUUCUAAAGCUGUUUUGUCCGAGUAUAGCGUUUCCGACCGCGUGUGA